This is a messenger RNA of Gopherus evgoodei (Goodes thornscrub tortoise), 9967 nucleotides long. It is a transcript of the gene ATP2B4, whose product is annotated as ATPase plasma membrane Ca2+ transporting 4. The record is from RefSeq and is a predicted model, not a curated record. Gene Ontology annotation, cellular component: intracellular membrane-bounded organelle; membrane. Lineage: Eukaryota; Metazoa; Chordata; Testudines; Testudinidae. Gene Ontology annotation, molecular function: ATP hydrolysis activity; P-type calcium transporter activity; PDZ domain binding. Gene Ontology annotation, biological process: regulation of cytosolic calcium ion concentration; calcium ion transmembrane transport.
CUGGCUGGGCUAGGCAGCAGCGUUGCCAUGACAAGCAUUUUCUUAAGAGAGCGCUGCUCGUGCAGGGCUCGCUCAGUUUGCAAAGGGCUGGCUCUGAAAACGGGGAGAAGAGAAAAACCAAACCCAAGCCUCCCCCCCAUCUGCUGAUUAGCUUCGGUGCAGGGAGCGGUGUGGGCUUGCUGCUUUUUUUGUUUUCUUCUUAAAGACCUUCAGCGUUAAAGGACAUUGGUCUCUUUCCAGCUUCCUGCUUCCCUCCAAACUUUGGGAAGAGCAAAAUCAAGCGCAGAGGGGGAGUGGAAAAGGAAGGGCAGGGGGUGGAAAAGCAAAUCCAGGAGUUUGGGGAUUUUUUUUAACCCCUUCUCGUCCAUGGAAAUCCAGGGGGGUUUCCCCGCCCGUGGAAGGCUGGAUUACUGGAGGCGGAGGGAAAGCAGCGAGAGCAGCCGCAGCCUAUGAAUUGAUUCAGUCGUGCAAAGCCGUUGCAUGGCCGCUGCCCCCGCCCGCAGCCUGCUCUUCGCCAGACUGAAGUGCCCCGACUUGGAGCAGCGGGGCGGGCGGUAAUCCUCGGGCUGGAGGAACCUGGCCUCCCAGGAGCGCACUCUCGUUGCCGCUGGUAUCCAGGGAACCCUCCUCCUUCUCCAAGAGAUACACACUGGUUGUUGCUAAGGUUGCUUCCACGGUAACAUGCACAUCCUGUUUACACCUUUAUCUGGAGAAGUUGGGCUCAGCUAGUCGCGCCAGCUUCACCUGGGAAGCUGUAGAAGAAAGCACCCACUUCCCCUUCCCUACUUCUGGCACCUUCGCUAGGAUUCUCCUCUCUCUGUCGAGGCCCCGCCAUCAAGUCCUCUCCAAGGCUGUGGAGCUAGGGCGGCUGCUGGGAGCUGCCAAGGACCGUCUGUGUCCCUGUUGGGACUUCCAGGGGAGGGAGGCGAACAAAUAGGAGCCAGCGUUUUUCCGCACGCGUCUGUUGUGACUCACGCUGUUUUGGCAACAUGACGAACAACGCUGCUGACCACCAUCCUGGGAAUUCAGUUGCCGAGGGCAGCCAUGAAGGGGAUUUCGGCUGCUCCCUGGUUGACCUGCGGACACUCAUGGAGCUUCGGAGUGGCGAGGCUGUCGCAAGGAUAAAUGACACGUAUGGGGGUGUGCAAAACAUCUGCAAGAGGCUGAAAACUUCGCCGGUAGAAGGCUUAUCUGGGAACCCAGCAGAUCUGGAGAAGCGGAGGCAGGUCUUUGGCCAGAACUUCAUCCCGCCCAAAAAGGCCAAGACCUUCCUGCAGUUAGUCUGGGAGGCACUUCAGGACGUCACCCUGAUCAUCCUGGAAAUUGCAGCCAUAAUCUCCCUGGGCCUGUCGUUCUAUCACCCCCCAGGCGGUGACAGCGAAUGUGAGUGCCCCACCGUGGCGGGCGCGGAGGCGUAGGGGGAGGCGCAGGCUGGCUGGAUCGAGGGGGCAGCCAUUCUCUUCUCGGUGAUCAUUGUGGUGCUGGUGACGGCCUUUCACGACUGGAGCAAGGAGAAGCAGUUCCGGGGCCUCCAGAGCCGGAUUGAGCAGGAGCAGAAGUUCACGGUCAUGCCGCAAGGGGCAGUGAUCCAGAUCCCUGUGGCCGAGAUUGUGGUGGGGGAUAUUGCGCAGAUCAAAUACGGUGAUCUGCUGCCCUCUGAUGGGAUCCUGAUCCAAGGCAAUGAUCUGAAGAUCGACGAGAGCUCUCUGACUGGGGAAUCGGACCAUGAGAAAUCAGUAGAUAAAGACCUCAUGCUGCUUUCAGGUACCCAUGUGAUGGAGGGCUCCGGACGGAUGUUAGUCACAGCUGUGGGCAUCAACUCACAGACUGGAAUCAUCUUCACUCUGCUGGGCGCAGGAGAAGGGGAGGAGGAGAAGAAGGUGAAGAAAGGUAAAAAAGCAGGAGCCCCUGAAAAUCGCAACAAAGCUAAAACUCAGGAUGGCGUGGCCCUGGAGAUCCAGCCCCUGAAGAGCCAGGAAGGGUGGAGGAAUGAGGAUAAGGAGAAGAAGGUGAAGGUCCCGAAGAAGGAGAAAUCGGUGCCAGGGAAGCUCACCGUUCUGGCGGUGCAGAUUGGGAAGGCAGGACUGAUCAUGUCGGCCAUCACGGUCAUCAUCCUGGUGCUGUAUUUUGUGAUCGACACCUUUGCGGUGCAGCGCAGGCCCUGGCUGGCGGAGUGCACCCCCAUCUACAUCCAGUACUUCGUCAAGUUCUUCAUCAUUGGCGUCACUGUGCUGGUGGUGGCCGUGCCUGAGGGCCUGCCCCUGGCUGUUACCAUCUCCCUGGCCUACUCAGUCAAGAAAAUGAUGAAGGACAACAACCUGGUGAGGCACCUGGACGCCUGCGAGACCAUGGGCAACGCUACGGCCAUCUGCUCUGACAAGACAGGCACGCUCACCAUGAACCGCAUGACCGUGGUGCAGGCCUACGUGGGCGACACCCAUUAUCGGCAGAUCCCCGACCCCGAAGCCAUCCUGCCCAAGGUCUUAGACCUCAUCGUCAAUAGCGUCGCCAUCAACUCAGCCUACACGUCCAAGAUCCUGCCACCGGAAAAGGAAGGGGGCCUCCCGCGGCAAGUGGGAAACAAGACGGAGUGCUCCCUGUUGGGCUUCGUCCUGGAUUUGAAGCAAGACUACCAGGCGGUUCGGAACGAGGUGCCAGAGGAGAAGCUCUACAAGGUCUACACCUUCAACUCGGUGCGCAAAUCCAUGAGCACGGUCUUGAAAAACUCGGAUGGCAGCUUCCGCAUGUACAGCAAAGGGGCCUCUGAGAUCAUCCUACGCAAGUGCACAAAGAUCCUGGACAAGAAUGGGGACCUGCGGGUAUUCAAGGUGAAGGACCGGGAUGAGAUGGUGAAGAAGGUGAUUGAGCCGAUGGCAUGCCAGGGGCUGCGCACCAUCUGCCUGGCUUUCCGCGACUUUCCUGCUGACGCCGAGCCUAACUGGGACAGCGAGAACGAGAUCAUGUCUGACCUGGCCUGUAUCACUGUGGUCGGCAUAGAGGACCCUGUCCGGCCAGAGGUGCCAGAGGCCAUCCUAAAGUGUCAACGUGCUGGCAUCACCGUCCGCAUGGUGACAGGUGACAACAUCAACACCGCCCGCGCCAUCGCUACUAAAUGCGGCAUCCUGCUGCCCGGGGAGGACUUCCUGUGCCUGGAGGGCAAGGAGUUCAACCGGCUCAUCCGGAAUGAGAAGGGAGAGGUGGAGCAAGAGCAGCUGGAUAAAGUCUGGCCCAAGCUUCGAGUCCUGGCCCGUUCCUCCCCCACGGAUAAGCAUACGCUUGUGAAAGGAAUUAUUGACAGCACUGUCGGAGAGCGACGGCAGGUGGUGGCGGUAACUGGGGACGGGACCAACGAUGGCCCAGCCUUGAAGAAAGCUGAUGUUGGAUUUGCUAUGGGCAUCGCAGGCACUGACGUGGCCAAAGAGGCUUCAGACAUCAUCCUGACGGACGACAAUUUCACCAGCAUCGUCAAAGCAGUGAUGUGGGGCCGCAACGUAUAUGACAGCAUCUCCAAGUUCCUGCAGUUCCAGCUGACCGUCAACGUGGUGGCGGUCAUUGUCGCUUUCACAGGGGCCUGCAUCACACAGGACUCUCCGCUGAAGGCCGUCCAGAUGCUGUGGGUGAACUUGAUCAUGGACACCUUUGCGUCCUUAGCUCUUGCCACUGAGCCCCCCUCGGAGUCCCUGCUGCUGCGCCGGCCGUACGGCCGCAACAAGCCCCUGAUCUCCCGCACCAUGAUGAAGAACAUCCUGGGGCACGCAGUGUACCAGCUCACCAUCAUCUUCACUUUGCUUUUUGCAGGCGAGAGGUUCUUUGAUAUUGACAGUGGCCGGAACGCGCCGCUGCACUCGCCUCCCUCUGAACACUACACCAUUGUCUUCAACACCUUCGUCAUGAUGCAGCUAUUCAACGAGAUCAAUGCUCGCAAGAUUCAUGGCGAGAGGAACGUCUUUGAUGCCAUCUUCCGGAAUCCCAUCUUCUGUACGGUGGUGCUGGGAACCUUUGCCGCCCAGAUCCUCAUCGUGGAGUUUGGUGGGAAGCCGUUCAGCAGCUCUGGGCUCACCUUGAGCCAGUGGCUCUGGUGCAUCUUUAUCGGUGUUGGAGAGCUGCUUUGGGGCCAGCUGAUCUGCAGUGUUCCGACCAGCCACCUGAAGUUCCUGAAGGAAGCCGGACAUGGUACCACCAAGGAGGAUAUUCCAGAGGAGGACCUGCCGGAGGACAUGGAUGAGAUUGACCAUGCUGAAAUGGAGCUGCGGCGAGGGCAGAUUCUGUGGUUCAGGGGCCUCAACAGAAUACAGACUCAGAUGGACGUAGUUUACACAUUCCAGACCGGCGCCUCCUCUUUACAGGGAGCCCUCAGGAGACAGCCUUCCAUCGUGAGCCAGCACCACGAUAUCAAAGUGGUGAAUGCGUUCCGUAGCUCUUUAUAUGAAGGCCUCAAGAAACCCGAAUCCAGAAGCUCCAUUCAUAACUUCUCAACUCACCCUGAGUUCAUCUUGGAGGAAGACGAGCCUCAAACCCCAUUCCUCGACGACGCAGAAGAAGACUCCAAGACUGACGGACUCAAAAACCAAGGUGGGAGUACCCCAGGUGAAUCCUUCUCCCUCAACCAAAAUAACAAUGCGGUGGACAGCGAUCUAGCCGAGAACACCGUCCCGGAGUUUGAAAGCCCCUUAGACGGCCUGGAAUCAUCGGUUUGACCUUUGAACUUUGAUACCCCCUUCAUUUCCUUCACCUUGAGUCCCGUGUGAUAUCAGCACCAAUAACUGAUAUUGCAGAGCGGUCACUUCGUGUUAACUGCUCAUAUGUAUACUAUUUUGUUUUCCUUUUAUGAUUUAUUGGCAGGAACCAGAGUACCAUGGAGGGGGGAGGGAGCAGUUUGCAGUGGGUACUUCCUAGGUGGGAAACAGCCAAGUUGAUAUUUCUUCUCCUUGAGUCAGGUUCCGUGUGUCCGUAGGAGUUUUUCAUUUUGAAAAAUGCACGUUCAGAGAAAAGGUUCAGAUUGUCUUACAUAGUCUUACAUGUGCACUCGCCAUCUGAGGGUACAUUUGUGGGGUGACUUGGGGGUCUUUUAGCUUAUGGGAUUUGACUUCCAAUAACAUCACACUUGUGGGAGAGGGGGGAAGCAGCAUGAAAGUACAGAUUUAAAAAUUGAACAGGGGGAAAAAAUGUUGAAUUGUGUUAGAGGAGGAAAGGGAAAAACCAAACAGGUAUUCUCUGCGGGAGACUCUGAUGGUUAGAGUAUGUAAACCAGUCUUCCACCUUGAAAAAAUGGUACCUAACCUUUACUACUUUUCUGUCUUCGUAUGUGUUUGUCUCUCUGUUUCCAACAUGCUAACUGUGAUUAAAAACAAGGGAGGAGGGUGAUUUAAGAGUCUUAAAUAUGUUGGCUAAGAUAUGAUUUGAAAAAGACCCUGCUUUGUUACAAAGCCCCACGGGAGAUGCUGCCACCAUUGCUGGGAAUGUUCUCCAAGAACUGCCAUGACUGGAAAUAAGAAGUCGUACUUUCUGCAGAUCUUUUUAAAUGCAUCUUUUUGCUCUUGAACUAUAUGAUAUCGGUCGGCAAGACUCAUGCAUAAUUUUAAUAGCAAAUCAUUUCUGAACCACUUUGGUGAGCAGAGGUGUUUUUGCAUGUGUGGUUUUUGUUUUUUUUUUUAAUAUUGUCAAAUUAAAUAUUCCUUUGGCCCUGGAGUGAGGCUAGCCGCGGCUAAGGUUCAUCCCAAAGAACAUACCACGUGCUGUACAUCCUUUUCAAAGCAGUGGCAGGGUCUGGAUGGGAAUCGAGUGCCAGCUGCUCAUGGAACGGCUGGGGCAACUUAAGGCUACCCAUCCCUGUUGCGUUUUGCAGGUCCCUUAGGAAAGAGAAGAGAGACUGUAGUAGGGGAAGCCAUAUUUGCAGUGGUCAUAUCUGCACAAUCCCAUUCAGUGUACAUACCCGCCUCAUGAUGGAAUUGUCCUGUCUGUGUCUUUUUUUAGGUUUGGAUGAAGCCAUUUGCAAAUAGGGGCAUCCUCCUGUAACAUGGUUGUCUUAUUCCUGGGAAAGGCACCUCUUUCAUCAGAACUUCAGAGGAGGCUUAAUAGCUAGGCUUUGCCCCACUCUCCCUUGUCACAGAGGUCCCCUCUUCACCUUAAACCCUAAUUUGCCUCCCCUCUUGCCUGGAUCUUGUUGCAUCUCAGUCCUACAAACAGAUGCAAGAAAUGAUGGUCUGUGAAGCUAAGAUCAUAGCCAAUAUCACUUACGCUGGAGAAAUCCUUUCCAAGGUGUCCUGUGCUAAUUGUUAAUGCGUCUCACGGGUUUUUUUAGGUUUGUCCCCUCAUAUUUAGGCUGUGGCAGGGUGAGAGGCCUGGGCUUCAGCUUUUGAUCACCUGGGAAGCCACUCAAUGAAAUAGUUCUGAGCAAACUCACUUGUGAUGCCAAGAAAGGGUCAAAUCAUGAGUGAUGGGAGAUAUCUGCAACUCCUGUUGACUUCAUUGGGUACUUUUUGUGCCUCUCAGAGUUUGGUCCUAGAUUGGUGCCAUUGAGAAAUGGUGUAGAAGGUUACCUAUUUUACCCUCUUAUUCAAUUAAAAGCUGUACCUGGAAGCAGAGAGAGAACCCACUUGCAACUGUCUGUAUUAAAGGGUUUGUGACAAAAAAGGGACAGGAGGCCUUGCCUGGCCUCCUUCCUAACAAGCAGAAAUAUCUUAAUGAGCGAGUGAAGGUUAUCAUUCUUUUCUUUUCUUUUUUUUUAAGAACGCACAGCAAAAACUCCCGUGCCUUUUCCAAGCACUGCCCAAAGCACCGUCUGCCACUUGGGAGCCCGGUACUUUGCCAGGAAAUAAGUGUUCCUUAAACAACCCAACACUGACUCAUGCCCUGGCGCUGUCACGCUUCAUUCCACAUCUGUUCAGGGUAGACCGAUGAAAGGUCCUUCUCACAGGGUCUUCUGCUCCAAGGCUAGUAAAGAGGAGGGGAUUCUAGGCUCCACAAACUGCCAAUACCAAGAAGAAAUAACCAUCACUGUACAUCUUAAUUGCAAAUCAGAGCCCACCCCUUUCAUCCAGAAAAACGUACUUGCUUCCUUCAUUCCUUUCAGUCUUCAUCUGAGCUAUAAUUGGGAGAGAUUAAGGGGGAAAUUUAGCUGUUUCUUGGUCUUACGUGACCUAUCUGAUGGGAAAGAGAAAAGGAUUUUCGUUUUUCUGUUUUAAAGCUUACAUUGCUUAAAAGAUCAUUUUUCUAUUUUAAAUACUUGCAAAAAAAAAACAACAACCCCACAACAGAUGAAAAUAUGGUGUUCUUGGGCGUUUACGUGAAUAUUUAUUAAAUACUUUUGGGGGACACUGAUUUUGUUUCUUUGAUAUUUUUUUAUUACCUCGGACCUGUUUAAAAAAACAAAAAACUUUUGGGCAGGGCGGGGGGAACUUUGGAGGCACUUAAAAAGUCACUCCCAGAAGUUUCUGUGACUGGCAGGUUACCAUGAGGGUCUGGUCUACCUUUUUAGUCAAUUUAUUUUUUGUUCUCGUUUCAAUUGUGUGUGGGCGGGGAAUAAUUAUAUAUAAAUAUUAUGCAAAAAAUAUAGUUUUCUUUAGAUCAGAAACUGAUAUUUUUAAGUCAGCCAUAUGUAUUUUGUUUAAAGGAAAAAAACAAAGCUGUAAGUCAUGUGUCUGCAAUGGAAUGUGAUCACAUGACUGGCAGUUUAAAGUGACAGGUAACUUAAAGAUUGGUCAGACUCCAAUCAACUUCCUUUCUCUGAGCAGCCAUCUUUGUACUAAAAGUUAGUUGGAUUACACAGAACUGUUUUUUAUAUAAAUUAUGUUGGUAUGGCUGGUUGCUUAAAGUAUAAGCGUUUAUUGUGCAUACUUUUUUAUGUAAAAUAUUUUUUUUUCUAUUUAGUUUCAGUGAUAAACUGGCAGCAGCUAACUAUGGCUUAAGUUAUUGAGGAAACUUAAACUGGGGAGAGAAAGAGAUGGUGCUUUCAAUUUAAAAGGCAUGAUAGCCUAAAUUAAUUUCUUAAAACAUGCCUUGAAAGAUGGAGAGAUGUUUUUAUUUUAUUUUUUACUGCCAACAGAACGAGUGGGAGGGAAAAAAUUAAACAGAUAGUGCCAUGUCAGACAGGAAAUGAAGUAAUAUCCUGUGAUACGUGUUAACUUGUUUUGGAAUGCUGUGUUAUUAAAACACUCUAAACAAUUUUGCAUCCAAUUCUUAAGGGUAGGGUCUGUUUUUUGUUUUGUUAAAUCAAGCGGCGGAUUGGUACCAAAGACAUUACAUCACUUCCUGUGUGCAAUGGUGAAUAUCCAUGUGUAGGAGCGUUCGUCAUGUGAUUAGGUUUGGAAGGUGAGUGUUUAUUUGCACAGGGAUCUGACUUUAAUUUUCAAUGGUUUUGUGCAAUAAGUUUUUUAAGGAAAAAAAUUAAAAUAAAACAAGAAAAAUAAAAUCUCCAGAAGGAAAAAUACUAAACUGAAUUUUAGCCAUGGGUAGGCUGUAAAAAUAAAUGAGCUGAGGCAGAGGAACAUACUUCCUUUUGAUAUAUGUUCAGUCUGUCCCUCAUCUAGAAGCUUUCUCUGGUGGGAGUGUAGACAACUUGUGGCGGGUUUAACUUUGGAUCAUGCCGAGGAAGAGUCAAUUCAAAGCCCACUGCAGACUCCCACAGCCUUCAAUGGGUUCUGGAUCAGGCCCUCUGAGGAAGGGCUCUUCAAGAAGAUCAGUUCCUAUAGUGACUUCUUCUAAUGUUCCACCAGGCAGGGACUCAUAUUUUUUUUCCCCCAACAGUCAAGGCCUUUGCUUUUCAUAUGUCCCCAGGUUUUCUGCCUUCACAUGUGUGUUAGGGCAAAUGGCUGUUGACAGUUGUCUCUGGGAGCUACAGCCCCAAGAGGAGGGGAAGGGUGAUGGUAGGUUCUGUUUGUGCCAUGAGAAAGUCUUAGAUGACUUCAACUUCUGCUGUCCCCACCUCCUUGUGAAUUUACCAAUUCGCUGAGCUAUCCAAAAGGAUCUCCUGAAAUGUGCUCUGAAAAAUCAACUCCCCCGCACAUAUUCUCGCAGUAAAUCUUUCCGAGAGAAGGACAAGCUAAGUAUAGUUGUGGUGAAUAUAACUUUGGCCUGAUAUCAUAACUGACCAUAACUCCUUCAGGCUUACCUAGAAUUUAUGGGUCAAAAACAAUGCUGCUUUGUGGCUUGUGCUGUCCUAUUAGUGAUGGUGUCUCUUUUCCCUUUCCUUGUCAGUAAUUCUGCCCAUCUCUUCCUCUUGGCUGUCUGACCUCUUGUGCUUUUGCCUCUGAUGUCCCUGCUGGCCCCCUAAAAAGGGGGCUGUGGUUGGGAUUUUAAGUUAAUUAGCCUUUCAGCAAAGUCCAUGGCUAAAAUGGCCUUUAGUUUAUUUCCUAACCCUAAAUAAAUAUAUAUACAAAAAUAUACACUUUGUAUAUAUUUAUCUGACUCUAAAACAAAACAAAAACAAAAUAACCAAAAUCUUUCUUUUGAAAAGAGCACGCAGGUUUGAACUUGUUUCUUUUUUUUCAGUAACUAGUAUAAUAAGCACUGGUAUUUUUGUAUUUAAAAAAAAAAAGAAAAAAAUGACAAAAUAAAAGACUGAAUAUUAUGUGGUAUGCAUGACAUUAAAAACAAUGGUGGUUUCAAAGCAAUAUGUACCCUGGUGUGUUUGCCAUAUCCUAGAGUCCAGCUUAAAGUGCACCUGAUCUGUAUUUGCAUUUUGAUAUUAUUUAAUCUCUAUGUACAAUGUUUUGCAUGUAAUUUAUAUGGUUCUUGGGGAGGAAAAAAAUACUUAUUUGACUGAAUUGUCAACUAGCUGCUUCUGGGAAAAUUUGGAACUCAAAGCAUAGAUAAUGCUGUGAUUGGAAAUGGAAGGGGCAGGGGGAAACUACACAACGGAAGAUAGAGGGGGAAACAAAGGGGUAACAUUUUGAAUCAAUAAAGCUUUUGCUGUUGAGCAGAAACAAUGUGCGAGUGCAUUGAGAGAAUAAAAUGUGCCCACACGUAA